Ceratotherium simum simum (southern white rhinoceros) is the source of this 3309-nucleotide messenger RNA. RefSeq names its product Ras like without CAAX 1 (gene RIT1). NCBI's taxonomy places the organism in Eukaryota, Metazoa, Chordata, Mammalia, Perissodactyla, Rhinocerotidae. Gene Ontology annotation, cellular component: membrane. Gene Ontology annotation, biological process: signal transduction. The record is from RefSeq and is a predicted model, not a curated record. Gene Ontology annotation, molecular function: GTPase activity; GTP binding.
UGGCGCCAUCUUCCCCGGCUGCGGGAGGGGUCACAGGUCAGUGCUGGAGCCUCGCGGUGAGUGAAGGAGGACGAAGUGGGUGAACUGACCGGCCGUGGCCUUCAGGUCCCGACGGGUGCCUUUUCCUCGGGGCAGCCCAAGAUUCUCCAAGAGGACAAUGGAUUCUGGAAGUCGCCCAGGUGGUAGCCACUGUAGCAGCCCUGCAGGGCUCUCACGGGAAUACAAACUCGUGAUGCUGGGUGCUGGUGGUGUGGGGAAAAGUGCCAUGACCAUGCAGUUCAUCAGCCAUCGAUUCCCAGAAGAUCAUGAUCCCACCAUUGAAGAUGCUUAUAAAAUCCGGAUCCGUAUUGAUGACGAGCCUGCCAAUCUGGACAUUUUGGAUACGGCUGGACAGGCAGAGUUUACAGCCAUGCGGGAUCAGUACAUGAGGGCAGGAGAAGGGUUUAUCAUCUGUUAUUCUAUCACUGAUCGUCGAAGUUUCCAUGAAGUUCGGGAGUUUAAACAGCUUAUUUAUCGAGUUCGACGGACUGAUGAUACACCUGUGGUUCUUGUGGGAAACAAGUCUGACUUAAAGCAGCUAAGGCAGGUCACCAAGGAAGAAGGAUUGGCUUUGGCCCGAGAAUUUAGCUGUCCCUUUUUUGAGACCUCUGCUGCCUACCGCUACUACAUCGAUGAUGUAUUCCAUGCCCUUGUACGGGAGAUACGUAGGAAAGAGAAAGAGGCAGUACUGGCCAUGGAGAAAAAAUCUAAACCCAGAAACAGUGUAUGGAGGAGACUAAAAUCACCAUUCCGGAAGAAGAAAGAUUCAAUAACUUGAAGGGAAGAUGUGGAGUGUUUAUCUGUGAACUGCAGUGCUUAAUCAAAGCAGUCCAGUAACCUGCAUUAGUGAGCAUGGUGCUUGCUCUUUCUCCUGUUAUGACCGUUAUUUUAAAAGUAACUGAUGAAGGGAACAUGCCUACUAGGAGUUUUCAAUGAUGUGGUAUUUAAAAUAUUGUCUCUUAGCUAAUUCUGAUUUAUUAACCCAGUGGAGCACUGUCUACUUUUAAAUUGUCUCAUUAGAAUUUGAUCACCCAUGUUUUGGGUCCUGUUGCUGAUAUUAAUUAAUUAAUGUCAAUUGUUUCUACCCAGGGGAAUAUGUAUACCAUGUGUGUUUGACUAAGCUCACAAGAGGAAUUUUUUGCCGUGCACUACUCCACAUUAUCUUUCAACUCCAGUUUCCUGGGACUAUCCCAGAGAAGGACUUCAGUCUUUUCUAUUCUAUUGCUUCCUGGAGACAGAACAAAAUCAUAGAGGGAAAUCUGUGCUAAAGAGAUCGGUGCUAACGUUCAGCAAAUAGCCGUGGAACUGUCUCCUGUUGCAGAUAAUGGAGUGAUGAGAUUUGGGGAAAUCAGGCCAUUUGUUUGCAGGAACUUGGCUAGCAAAAGGUAGGAUCAGAACAGUAUUCCCAUAUGAACCUGGCUCUUCUAAGAAGUACACGUUUGACCCAGAUGCGCUGGGUAGAUGAGAACAAACAGAAGCAUAUAAAAUGUAAUGAAGCUUUCUCUUAUGAGGUUAUUUUACUCUUCCUUUCAGGGUUUGCCUUUCUUUAGCUUCAAAGGUAAACACUUCGGGAACCAUUACUGGAUUACUAAACUAUCGUUUAAUCUAAAUCCUUGGUUGGGACAGCCAUUGCCUUGUGCAGGUUCAUUUUUUUCGCUGGAUAUGCACGCACCAAUAUAUUUAAAAUAAUUGCUUCCUCAUGUUUUCCCUUAGCUUCCCCGUGAUCUUUAGAAGAGGUAGGCCUGGCAAAAUGGUUUUUAGACCCUUCGUCAGACUGACUGCAUUUUCCAUACAGAAGUGACAUCAGGAGUUUGAGUAAAAUUGUGUAUGUGCCUCCUUGACGUUGACAAUCACUAGACUCACUGCUCGAAGAAAGCCUGUGGUAUUUCUGUUUAAUGAGCCAGUCUUGAAGCUUUAAAAUUCCCAUAUGUUGAGUUUCUCAUUGAAGAUUUCUUUACAAGGACCUUGCUAAGUUCAGCUCAGGGUAGUCUGAGCCUUGACAAAACUUAGCCUAAGAGAAUACCACUUUGAUACCUGUGCAUAGUUGAGAAACUGUUGUCCUGGGAAGAAACAGCUUUAAAUAUUGGUGGUGAGUUCUCCCUUUUAGAAUCAGGAUUAUUUUGAUAUCUGAAUUUGUUAUGUGUGGAGAUUAAGUGCAAAAGUGCUAAGAGUAAUGUAGUCUAUAUUGAACAUUAAAUGUCACUGAAGCAGUGUUUGUGUCCACUUUAAACUCUAAAAACAUGACUUUAUGUAGCACCACUUAAAAGCACACAGCUCAAAUUACUGUUUUCCAUUUCUAUUACAGGCAGAAAGACAGGGUUGUUGUGUUUUUCCUUAUAGUCAGUGGUAUAUGUUCUAGGUUUAAAGAAAAGUGAUGAUUGUAACUCUUUUAGCUGUGUAGUGGUCCCUUUUCAAACUCCUGGAAAUGAUUUUGCCACCAAAUAAAUCAUGUUUUAUGGUACUUAAGCCAUCCAAAAGUGAAAGACCCAGAAUCUGAAUCUAUGCAGGACAAAAGUCUUUCAGGAAUCAUAGCACUUUGGAGAAGCGUGAAAAGAAAUACAGUGCAAUUCUAUUUUAACAGUAUUUCACAACAUUUAAACUAGCUUGGAGCCUUUUAAGUUUAAUGCCUUAGCUUCUCGUUACUAAUGACCUAUGGAAUUGUUGUUAGCAGCAAGGAAGAAGUUGACAGCUAUAUCAUUAUUUGAGAUAGUCAAAGCAGCAGAGAACAUUGCUAGAAAGAUCUGUAAAACAGGAGGGAAUCUGUAUUGUAUAUAAGAAAAAUAACAAAUUAGUGUCUUUUAAGACUAUCACUGUCAUUAUUUUGAUCGUUGGAUUAAUUAGCCCAUUAAUUAGUAUUGAGAAUUCUAUUCAUGGUGCUAAAUAGUAUGAGGGGUAUAAUACGUGUAAGUCGUAGCUCUGUUUUUAGUGAUAUAAUUUAUAAGCUCUAAGUAGUCAGCUUUAUCCAAUUUGAGGGCAUUAAAAUCAAUUACUGCCUGGAACUUUGAAGAGAGAAAAAUUCAGGGACAAGUUGAAAAGCACUGGAACUGUUCAUGUCCAUACUAGAUUGGUAAAUUACAAAAUUUAGAAGCUAGUCUCUAGAAUUAGCUGUUUAGAAUUCACAAAGGGAUAUAUGUUUUAACUUCAUGAUAUAUUAGCAAGAAUUGGUCUACUGUGAUGUUUGGGGAGGAGAGGGGAGAGAAAAGUUUUUCACUUAUGCACUUGUAUAUGAAGACAGUUUGUAUGACACAAUACAAAACUUUUAAACAACUU